GUGUACAGUACACACGCUAACGGGCUCAAGAAGGAGGUGUGUUGAUGUCGAGUUGGCACGUUUGCUGUAGUAAGUUUACCUUAUGAUUUGAAAGGUUUAAAACAGAACUGGAGGAAGAAAACAAUGGCAUUUAGAAAAAUUAAUGUUGUUAUUCUGCUGCUGAUUGCUGUAGCAUUUUUAAUAAUUGUGCAUCGCAAUCUUAUAAGUUUGAAUGACUUUCUGAGGAGUGUAAGUUCUGACUCUCGCAAUAUGGGAUUACAGCCAAAUGACUUUCUGAUUGAAGCACCUCAGAGUUUUGAAGUUGCUAGGACAGGUGAAGAGGUUCCUGUGGUUAUCACUGCUGCAGGAGAGAGACUAGGAGCUUUAAUAGCAGCUAUGAACAGCAUAUACAGCAACACUAAGUCCAACGUUGUCUUCCACAUAAUCACAAUGAAUGACACGAUAGAUCACUUAAAAAACUGGCUCAGUAAAACUAGGCUGAAGGAUGUGAAGUACCGAAUUGUACAGUUUGAUCCACAGGUUUUAGAGGGGAAAAUUCAACACAAUCCUGCAGAAUCAGAACCUGUUAAACCGCUAACCUUUGCCAGAUUUUUUCUACCUACUUUUGUUCCAGAUGGAAAUAAGGCAAUUUAUUUGGAUGAUGAUGUCAUUGUGCAAGGUGACAUCCAGGAGCUGUAUAAUACCAAGCUGAAGGCAGGCCAUGCUGUUGCUUUUUCUGAUGACUGUGACAGUGCAUCUCUGAAAGGACUAGUCAGGGGAGCAGGUAACCAGUACAACUACAUUGGUUUCCUGGAUUAUAAAAAGGAUUCCAUAAGGAAACUGGGAAUGAAGGCCACCACCUGUUCUUUCAAUCCUGGAGUGUUUGUGGCUAACCUGACUGAAUGGAAACGACAGAAUAUCACAAAGCAGCUUGAAAAAUGGAUGGAACUUAAUGUAGCAGAGGAUCUUUACAGUCGGACCCUCGCUGGCAGUAUUACUACACCACCUUUACUUAUUGUGUUCUAUAAGAAGCACUCCAGCAUUGAUCCAAUGUGGCAUGUGCGGCAUCUCGGUUCCACUGGUGCUGGAAACCGCUAUUCAUCUCGAUUUGUGAAAGCAGCCAAACUGCUUCAUUGGAAUGGUCAUUACAAACCCUGGGGGAGGACAUCUUCAUACACAGACAUUUGGGACAAAUGGUACAUCCCAGAUCCAACAGGCAAAUUCCACCCAGUACGGAAACACACUGAAGACAAAUAAGCUUACACGAUUUGAGAUUACUUCUUUCCUUCCGAUGUGUUAUUAGCGACUUCUCAGGACAGCUUGUUACACUUGAGCAGGAUGACUACAGUGGGAGUUGGUAUUGUUUAUAACAUCUUUUUAUAUGUGCUGUAUUGUGCAUGCAGCAGAGGCCACAGUCUGCUCGUUUGCAGGUACACGAGGGGUGUGAAAUCAUUCUUACUCCUGCGUUAAGGUGUUUGCCGAGAUCCUGUGUGAUAGAUAAACAUGUCUUGCACUUUCACCUUUUAUACUUUUGGUGGUAUACUAACCAGUAGCAGUUAAGGAAUUUGUGGUAAGUCAUUUGCAGUACGUUUGUAAUUGAUGCAUUUCAUAGCCAUCACCAUUUAAGAUGCAGCAUUUUUGAUGAUGCAGUCUGUUUUUGCUGCUCCAGUACAAAAAAUGUCUUAAUUGUUACUUUACCUUUACAUGAAAUGUAAGUAAUGUCGUUAAUAAAAAUAAGUUAUACCUUUCUGAUUAUUUGAAUAAUUAACACAAGCAACCUCUUGGGCAAGGUUUUUAUAAUUUUUUUUUUUUACUGUCUAUUUAUUUAACCCAGUAAAACAAUGCAUAGAGGCUCCCACGUGGCGCAUCUGGUGAAGGCGUUCUGAGUCGAGUGCAGGAUGCGCCCUAUUGCCUGGAGGUUGCUGGUUCAAGUCCAGGCUAUUGUAUUGCUGCCCGUAUUGUAUUGGGAUAAUAAACAGAUAUGCUAAAUUGGGAGAAAAUAAUAAAAUAAUUGUUGAUUUACUAAAUAAAAAAACACAACACAUGACAUUUUCUUACUGUUUUAUGUUUAACGUGGCGUUAGAUACUUAAAGUUAAACAAACACAAAGAGAAUAACAUUUUUUCCCCCUCAAUUGAUUAGGAAAAUAAUGCAAAAGUAGCAAGAAAUCUGAAAAAUUGCAAAUGAACAAAUAUCGGUUGUUGAAAAUUUGAAGUUAAACCAUCUUUUGUCCUGUGGUAGUGUUGAUUACAAUAAAGUUACAAACCAGUAUUAAUAUAUUUUACUGACACUAGCAUUUUCUUAUUACGCCCACUUAACUGUUCUGUACACAUAAUAAAAAUAAAUGAGCACUUUCAUGUACUUGCAGUUGUCAAUCUGUUUUCUAGAGCUACAUUCAAUUUUGCUUUAGAAUGAACAAAACGUUAUUUUCAACAUGAACAGUUCCUUUAAUUUCUGUGCAUUGAAGUUACAUUGGCACAAUACUGUUUUUACAUGAAACAGUGUACACUGAACAAAAAUAUAAACGCAACGUGACAAUUUCAAAGAUCUGACUGAAUUACAGUUCAUAUACGGAAAUCAGUCAACUGAAAUAAAUUGAUUAGGCCCUAAUCUAUGGAUUUCACAUGACUGGGAAUACAGAUAUGCAUC
This is a messenger RNA of Polyodon spathula (Mississippi paddlefish), 2627 nucleotides long. RefSeq names its product glycosyltransferase 8 domain-containing protein 1-like. The transcript has 10 exons. Gene Ontology annotation, molecular function: glycosyltransferase activity. The coding region runs from base 124 to 1236 and encodes 370 amino acids. Gene Ontology annotation, cellular component: Golgi apparatus. Lineage: Eukaryota; Metazoa; Chordata; Actinopteri; Acipenseriformes; Polyodontidae. The record is from RefSeq and is a predicted model, not a curated record.